AUGCCUCUGUCCCGCGUCUACAAGCUCACAGAGGCGCAAAAGCUCAUGUAUAAUGCUGAGAAGGAGGUCAACUUCCGCUGGAUUGCGAAAGUGUUCGCUACGCGCUCUUCGUACUUGCUUUCGGAGAAUGAUCGAGCAUCGCCUGAACUCGUCGACGAACUUGCAGAGCUAGGAGAAUUUGCGGAAGUAGCCUAUGGUUUCUUACCAAUAACAACUGUCUUCGAGCAGUAUGAUGUGCUCUCGCAAAAUGGCUUCCCGUUAGCGGAACAUCGAGCGCUACGAGGCGGCCGUCUCGUCACCGCGUUGAUGGGAGACGUUGCAAGCCUGAAGGGGUAUAUUGCAUUCAGACCUGAACGCAAUCAACUUGUCAUUGCGUUCUCUGGCACGCAGAACUGGAUACAAGCACUCUAUGAUGUACACGGUUCUCGUCGCAGGUAUCCGCUCGGUCGCGGGUGCAAGGUUCACAGAGGUUUCUGGAAGCUCUAUUGCGGUAUACGGAAACACGUCGUGGAAGGCAUUCAGAAUGCACGAGAGCAGUACAGCUUCGCAGAAGUUGUUUUCGCUGGCCACAGUAUGGGUGCUGCUAUGGCAUACCUUACAUCACUCGAAGCUCUCAAUACGUCGGACAUGUUGCCUCCAGGAGUGACUAUAAAGCUGGCGGCAUUUGGAGGUCCCCGAGUGGGCAACAAACGACUGUGCGAAUUCUGGAGAGAAUCGGUUGAGAGGUAUCGAAGCACCCACGGUUCUAAUUCAUUGCAAGAGUACUUUGUGAAGGCUUACAAUGACGGAGUCCCAGCGCUUCCCCCCGAGAGGUUUGGUUAUAAACAUUUCUGUCAAACACCUCUCUACCUUGCCUUCGGGCGAAUGUAUCAUGUUCCAAUCAGCGAAUGUGAAUACUCGUCCAUGUCUGUCGCCGAGUCAGAGCUGGACAGCGAUGAAGUGCCCUUUCCGAGAGGCGGGCAUAACUACUACAAUGGUCGGAACAUGGAACGCCUUGCUCGAAGGAUGGAUAUGCUCGCGGUAGAAAUGACAAACGGCCCAGGAUGGGAAGACCGCUAUCGAACAAAGAUGAUGAAGUCCGAAGGGCGCUUUGGUAGCUGAUCGGGCUGAUGCUGUAAUAUGACCAUGAACUUGGCGAUUCGAGGC
Punctularia strigosozonata HHB-11173 SS5 is the source of this 1146-nucleotide messenger RNA. Its product is annotated as alpha/beta-hydrolase. The record is from RefSeq and is a predicted model, not a curated record. Lineage: Eukaryota; Fungi; Basidiomycota; Agaricomycetes; Corticiales; Punctulariaceae. Gene Ontology annotation, biological process: lipid metabolic process. Bases 1 to 1101 code for a protein of 366 amino acids. The transcript has 3 exons.